AAGGGCUGCUACAUGCACGGUGCGAGAGAAUCCCUUUUCUCCCGUGAUUCGAAGAAUCACCGAAGACCUAGGACUAGGAGUAUCUCCUCCCCUUCCGGUGAAGCUCUCCCCUCCCCUCCCCUCCCCUCCCAUGGCCGCCAGGCCUCACACGGUGAGAGACCUCUACAACGUGGAGGAUCUGCUACUGCUGCGGCCCUCCAAGAGGUCCAUGGGAAAGGUGGAGAUCCCUCGCUGCCGUCUCGAGGAGGACGCGGCCAUCAACGCCGCCAUCAAGCUCAAGUCCAUGGUCGACUCGGGAGAUGCCAGUCUGGUCAAUCCGGAUGUACUGGCAUCCAAGCUAAGGGCCAAGGACGCCAUUGAAGAUGCGAUCAAGGAGAUGGUUCAGCAGCAGAUACAAUGGCAGUCCCGAGAGAUCCAGGAGGUGGAUGCGUGCAUCGCCAUCCUCAAGAACCGGCUCCAGACCCCCGACGCUGACAUCCCCCUCCCAGGCCCGUCGAUGGCGCCCCAGGGCAAGUGGAAAGUUAUUGAUCACUGCAUCUACCCCGAAAUUUGGGCCCUAUCCUCCGUAUGAUCUCAGUGCUGGUGUUAGUGAAGUUGAGUUUACAGCAGCACAGGACGAAGAAGCGAGAGCCUCUGCACUGCAGUCUCAACGGGCACUCUGGACUAUGAACCUCAAGGCGCACGAGGCUAAGAAGACGGUGCUGGAAGAGUAUGCACCCAAGGUGAAGAAAGCGUUCAAGGAGCUGCUAGCUGAUACACUGCGGGAGCCUUCUUUCUUUGGCGCUGGGGAUGGGUAUGCAGACUACGGGUUCCUCAGCCACGCUGGCCAGCUUCGCUGACAAAUUAAUUAUAGUGCUCUUCCCUAGAUGACAUGGAGUAAAAUCACUGUGUUUCUAGCUAGUAUUGC
Molecule: messenger RNA, 907 nt
Organism: Triticum aestivum (bread wheat)
Lineage: Eukaryota; Viridiplantae; Streptophyta; Magnoliopsida; Poales; Poaceae
Exons: 2
Coding region: 131-571 (146 amino acids)
Source: RefSeq, a predicted model, not a curated record